Molecule: messenger RNA, 459 nt
Organism: Caenorhabditis remanei
Lineage: Eukaryota; Metazoa; Nematoda; Chromadorea; Rhabditida; Rhabditidae
Exons: 3
Coding region: 1-459 (152 amino acids)
Source: RefSeq, a predicted model, not a curated record
AUGCAACAUCGAAUUAAUAAGGUUUUCAAGGGAAAUCGGAGGAGAAAGAACCCGAAUCGGCAAUACGUGGCAUCCACCAACGGAACCACUGGAGCCAUCGAGUACACUCUACAAGUUGACGACUAUUUUGAUUGGGAAGACGCUUACGAGGAUGAUAGUGGAGAUGAAUUCAGUGCAGAGGACGAACAGGCUGUACUAAUGCAUCAAGAGGGAUUCGAUCAACCACCGUGUAUGCGUAUAAUGGAUCAACUGAAUCGUCUCCACGUCAUCACAAUCUCUGGUGGAUACAUUGGAUCGGAUAGAGACUGUGAAGUGGUCGUGUCGAAUCAGUUACUACCCGAACGAUGCGCUGAAAUUGUGUAUUCUGAAGAGGCGGCGUGCUAUUCGAUUGAGAAAUUAGAGACGGCGUGUAUACUACAAGUUAAUGGGAAUACCGUACAGGUAGAGACGUUUUUUUAA